AUGGUUUUUAGGGGGAAACGGAGGAGGGAUCAGUCAAGUCGUCGCCAACAGAUUAAUCGUUUCAAAUACGAGGGCUUUUUUUUGCAUGCGUUUGAAACAAUCCUCUUGGUCUCUCGCAUGCAAUAAUAUAGCCAAAAACUUUUGAAGUAUCGAUAACUGAUCGAGAAAACCUCUAAAGAAAACAUUUCGCAUUACUUUUUGUUUUAUUUUAUACAGCCGCUCCUUCCCAAAUCUUGCCUGGAUUACUUACAACGAGGGUUGACUCAGAAUGGCUUCUAUGUCCUCGUUGAUGACCAAAGCCAUCCAUACAUGACUUAUUGUGAUCUGUCAUCCGAGCUGGGCUCCGCAUGGACCUUAGUAAUGUCUUGGCAGACUGCGAAAUUCCGGGAUUUGCUUAAUUUCAGAACCAAAGUGUUCGCCGAAGAUGCUCCAAUCAACGCAGGCAGUCCAAACUGGUUUGUUUACCGUGAGACACUUGCAAGAAUGAAAUCCAUCCGUAGUCAGUCCACACACUGGCGAGCAACGUGCGAUAUCAACAGUAGAGAAGUGAUCGAUUACGAAGAUUACCUUCGGGGAAGGUUCGUAGACUUGGAUAUCUUUGAAUGGCAAGGUGGGCAAACUUGCUUUCCCAUCGACUAUGUGAACAUUCGCGGAAAAGCCGCGGGCACUGGCACCACUAUGGCAUUCUGGCAAAGUCCUGGUUCGUAUAUCCUCCACACAGACAGCCAAAAUACCACAUGUGAAUUUUUUUAUAAAGCGGAUCCACUUGUGGACUUUUUUGGUUACUACGGAGACGGAAUAAGCAGUGAAUUCCGCUGCAGCGCAACGCCUGAUGCCACAACUCAGUGGUGGUUUGGUGGUUAUCUCUCAAAAGAGCGAUUUUUUCAAAACAAUUCUCAACCGGUGGGCGCAUAA
Pocillopora meandrina is the source of this 915-nucleotide messenger RNA. The record is from the annotation of a GenBank genome assembly. NCBI's taxonomy places the organism in Eukaryota, Metazoa, Cnidaria, Anthozoa, Scleractinia, Pocilloporidae.